CUCUAUCUAAGAGGCGGGACCACCCGCGCUUAGCAACGUUUGGUUCCUUGUCACUUGCGGCGGGUGUUUCAACAUGGCGGCUGCUGCAACGAAACAUGGAAAGUCUGGAAUAUUUUGGACGAAUAGUGAAUCAGACGAGGAGGAGCCUUUGGCAUUCAUUCCUGGAGUGGACAAAGCAGUCUCUCGCAAACCAGUCAGCAAAACUAUCACAAUAAAAAAAAGCACCAAGAUGCAAAACCGAGGCAGCACUUUAACAAAAAGUGGCAAGAAAGCUUGCUAUUUAAAUAAUGAUCAGUGUUCUUAUUUAAAUAAAAAAACAUCACACUUUGCCAGUGCUCCUGCAGUCACAGACAACAGCCUUUCAUCAGGUUCUAUACCCUCAAUACCCCAGGUUCUAUCUGAAAUUAGCAGAGCCCAGAGCCAGGUCGGCCUGAAAGACCUCUGUCCUGAAGACAAACGACGCAUUGCAAAUCUCAUUGAAGAGCUAGCCCGAGUGAGUGAGGAGAAGGAUGAGUCGGUGCAGCGCCUUAAAGAUGAACACGAUCAUUUCGAGCGCAAGAUCCAACAGCUGGAGCAACAGAACCUGGUCAUAGCACAUGAAAGAGAAAACCUUCAGCAGCAGUACAGAGAGUGCCAGGAGCUGCUCGGGCUCUACCAACAGUACCUUUCUCAGCAACAAAUGAAGCUCAACCAGUCCAUUGCUGAGCUUAGCCAGGCACAAGCUCACUAUAAAGUGCUCAGCAAUCAAGAAGCCCCCAGCAGAACUACUAGCCAAGCUAAUGGCCCACUGUUUGAUGGCUCGUACCUCGGUCUUGCCGCUACUUCAGCGCAACAGCCUCAAGUGCACAGGAGAAAUAGUGGAAGAACAAGAGCCUUGCAAACUGUCAGUAUCCCUACCCCCAUUUCCUUUGAUGAUGAGGUCUGUCCCCCUGAUGAGCAAAUCAAUCAGCAUAGAAUUCAGACAAGGGAAUGCGAAUUGCGCCCCAAUCAAGGCACUUUCCAAGACAGUGGAUAUGGCACCCAGCAACGCAGAACUAAUGGCCAUUCCCUUGACAGUAGCUGCCAGAACACCUUUAUCCAAAGGCACCACGGUGAGAAUAGCUUGGCUGCUGAGGCCAAGGAAGCUCUUACUAGCCCUCUACUGGGCCGAGAGGACUGGGAGGAGAAGAGGCACCAGCUGCUGCUGCAAAAGAUGCACUUGGAGAUGGAGCAAGAGAAGCUGCAGGCACGGCUGGCUGAUCAGGAGGAGAGGCUCCGCAGACAGAAUGAGCAGUUGUGCCAGUCACGCCUUGACAGUAAAAGGUUUCAAGAAGCUUGCCAAUCUAAACUCAGCAGCUCAACCGCAAAUGAGGCAACGCAACAGCCAGACUCUCCUCGCAACCAAAAUCUACCCUCCAGUGUCCGUGGCACAGAGGAUCGCCCUGCACAGCAGUGUUUACAAGACCGUGGUUCACAAACUGCACCGUUGGACAAAAUUCUUCACUCUUGUGAAGUCUCAGUGCAGUCAAAAAGGGACACAGCCACAUCACCUGUAGGGUUGCCUGCAAGUCCCGUGAAGCUCACCACGGCACCUGUGACACAAAAGACACCUGAAAAUAGGCUGGACUUUUCCUUAGUUGAAUUAUUGGACAUAUUUAGUCCGGCCUCGGCGUGUGAGCAAUGCAAACCGUCAGCCCGAAAGGCCAAAACAUUGCAACGUGGACCAAUCCUGACUACCCCCAAAUCAGUCUGCAGAAGCCUGCGUACCCCCGUGGCGCCUUAUCCUCUCAGUCACCAACAGGACUUAGAAGAAAGUCAGAUAUUGGAGGAUAUUUUCUUUAUUUGUUGACUAGAAUAACAAAGUUUAAUAACUUUUUUUUUAUUUUGACUUUGUAAAUGUCUCAUGUGACUUUAUUUUGUUUACAUUAAUUACAAAUGAAGAUGUUUUUGAGUGAACUAUUAUGUUUUUUUGUAUACCAAUAAACUUGUAAUUCAACUGCCUGUGAG
Molecule: messenger RNA, 1986 nt
Organism: Doryrhamphus excisus (bluestripe pipefish)
Lineage: Eukaryota; Metazoa; Chordata; Actinopteri; Syngnathiformes; Syngnathidae
Product: KIAA1328 ortholog
Source: RefSeq, a predicted model, not a curated record